Molecule: messenger RNA, 3181 nt
Organism: Parasteatoda tepidariorum (common house spider)
Lineage: Eukaryota; Metazoa; Arthropoda; Arachnida; Araneae; Theridiidae
Gene: Blos3
Product: Biogenesis of lysosome-related organelles complex 1, subunit 3
Cellular component (GO): BLOC-1 complex
Source: RefSeq, a predicted model, not a curated record
GGCAGAAAUAAAUAACCAGAAGUGUUUCUGUUAAAUCAAACUGAAACUGCUUUAAUAUUUAUCUCUGGUAAAAGUUCUAAAAAAUAUAAAUAAUUUAGUCUUUACCACCUCGUUUGAUCAAGAAUAAAAAUAUUUAACUUUAUUACAAUGGCUGAACCAAAUAAGACUCAUAAAAUUAGCAAUGAUUAUUAUUUAGAAUCAGAAGAUGACGGACAAGUCAUCCUCCCAUCAUUUAAAGAACAUCAAAAAGAUAAUCUACGAAUUCCCCAUGGUAUAGUAAUAUCAGGUGAAGCAUCGGAGUCUGAUGAUGAAAUCGAUACUCAUCAUGCCAUUCCUUUAUCAGCAUCUCAGAAAUAUGCUUCUUCUUCAGCUAGUGAUCUUUCUGUAUCACCUUCUUGGGAAAAAAACUUCACUGAACCUUCAGAGAAGACAUCAUCGGCUGGCAGCUCUACAACCCAACAUAAUACGUUGCUGCAUAAGAAACUUAGAGAGAAAAAUCAAGUGUUAAGGAAGAAUAUCGUUGAACUUGUGACACAACCAUAUGAAUCUGCUUCAAAAGAAAUACACAAUAUUUCUCAGCAACUAAUUAAAUCACAACUACUAGUGCAGGAACUUAGAAACACCAUCAGAAGAUUAACAAAUGAUUUAUUUGAUAUGGAAGAUAAAAUGGAAGCUUUAAGAACUGGAUCGUUUUUGCCCAACAUGUAUGAACCAACAACGUCUGAAUAAUGUUGUCUGUUUGUAAGCCUUUAUUGUGAAAGAUCUAGUGAGUUUAUGUGGAAAUUUUUUCUUUUUGUAUCACCUUUUCACUGAAUAGCACAAGAAGAAACUGGUUUACCUUUUACGACAGCAACCCUAUUGGUCUUGAACCAAGAAAUGAAUAAGAGUUAUACUGUUGUAAUUUGUUUCAUAAAUUAUCUUUUUGUGAGAAAAGAAAAACAAAUGCUUUCAUGUAAAAUGCAAAAUUUAAUACGUAUAUUGAAGUCUAAAUGAUAAAAUGUCAUUCAUGUAUGUAAACAUUCCUGCACAUACAGUUAAAUAAUAGCUGAAUUCUAUCACUGGGCAGUGAUACCGCUACACGCAGUUAUGUGUUAAAUUAUGCCUAAACUUGUAGAGGGAAUGUGCAAAAAUAAAUUAUGAUGCCUUUCCUGGGACAUGUAAUAAUCCAGUGCGAUAAAAACUUAGCUGGUCUCUUGUUUUAUGGAGGCAAAAUUUAUUAAUAUAUAACAGUUUCGUUAGUAUUUGAAGGAGAAAAAUAGAGUGAUUUUGAGUUUCAAAUUUCAUCAUUAUUUUUCCUUGAUGCAAGAGUGUUUGAUUAUUAACUAAUUAACAUUGUUGUCCGAAAUAUAAAUUAUAUUGUUGUGAAAUUCUUUGUUUUUUCUAUCAAUCGAUAGAAUAAUUAUGAAUAUAAUAGAGGGCUGUUGAGGUAGAGAAUUCAUAUUUAAAAUAAGUACCUGUUUUUUAGUAAAAAGGGAAAAGGGUUCCUGAAAUAUGGAUAUCCAGGUCUGAAAGGAGUGCCUCCCAAUUACUGUAUUAGUAGCUGAAAGUUUUGAUACAUAUUAGACAAUUAUUUAAAAGAAUAUUUAAUUUACAUAAAAAAUAAAAUAGUAAUUUUUCAAUUUUUUUUACAGCUUUGCAAGUAUAAUUACUAUAGAAUAGCAUCGAUUGAAGCUAAUGUGUUUGACUUCAUAAAACUUAAAUUCCCAUUGAAACUUUUAAUGAUGAAAAUCAGCGAAACUUUUUAACUUAAAUUUAAAUAUAAAUAAAUAAGAAAAUUAGCAUUUUUUCAUGGAUUUCCAAAAUGUUAGUAAAAGUGAAAGAAAACUUAUGCUGUUUGUCAGUUUAAAGCAUAUUAAGUAGUAUAUAUUUAUUUCCGUUGGGAACAAACACUCUUUCCCCCCUAAAUGCAUAGAUUGGUGCCUUUUCACAUUCUAACAAAUCCUAAACUACUUAGAAGGUCUAGAAAAAAUUCGUUUUUUAAAUAAAUGUAAAUAAGAACCUGAUGUUGCGCACUUCACAAGGUUUGAAAUUGACAGUGGCCUGGGAUCACUAAUAUCUAAAUCCAAUAUUAAAAAUUAUUACUAUCCAUUAACACCCACUGCUGGUCUCCCAGAUCAGCAGGGAUAGUACGCUGUUUAGGUUUUUUGGCUUCAUGUUUUUAUGGAAAAUUGGAUUAUUUCAACAUAAUUGCAAACAUUACACAUUCUCUGAGAGUAAUUUUUAAUAUUUUGAAAAAUUUCUAAUCGAGAUACGUUAACAAAACUUUCAAAAUGCUUACGGACUAAUAUAUAAUCUUUUUUUCACUGGUCUUUUGAACCUGUGACUAAAUUUCUUAAUGUCUACCUUUGCUAGAAAUUGAAUGAUUUCUUUGAAAACAGAUACAAACCAUUACCACUGGUCAUUUCUGAUCCUCUGGCUUAAGACCAUUUAUUUCACCUGAAGUUCUUCUAAAGUAAGGUACUAGUAAAGUAAGCUACUAGUUUUAUUUCUGUUAUGCAUAAUACUGAUGACCUAAGAAAUUUUAAUGUUCUCAUAUAUUCUGGAUAAUUGAUUCUGGUUUUGUAAAUUUAAUGACAAUGAUUGCUGAUUCAACUAAUGUUUGAGUUUAGAAACCAGCAGACACUGGAUUACCAAAUCAUAUUAAAAAAAAUUUUAUUCCUUAAACCCUCAUAACUGUGUUUCUUCUUGUCUUCUGGGUUGGAUUCAAAAUGAAAUGCUUAUGUAGUUGAACACUGAUAGCUGCAAAUCUGAUAUGGAUCAGAUGUUUAAUGCUAGUGAUUGAGAGAAGAAAAAACAUGUUUCUUUAUGACACAUUGUAUAAAUGUAUAAUUUUUAUCAAUGAGUGUGAUCAUCCACUUUUUGUCCAUUCUAUGAAACAUUCCAUAAUACAACUGUUGUCAUUUCACUUUUCUUCUGUGAUUUAUUGUAAUGUAUUCUUAUUAGUAUAACUAUCAACUGUUUUUGUGAUUAGGCUGAUUAGUUGAUUUUUACACAUUGUAAACAACAUGCAAAAAUUUAUUUAAAAAUAUUUUUGCAUUGCUUUUGAUUAUCAAACUUUCAUGUACUUAUCUGCAUGAUUUGAGAGGACCAUCUGAAAUAUGCUAGUUAAUUAGAAACAUUGCUAUGUAAUUUAAUAAUCAAUGUUAAUUAUGCUUAAUAAAAUUGUUGUUACUUUUUGUCA